GGUAGUGUAAUGGUAACAAUCCUAUAGUAAUAGAGGUGUAGCCUCAAGCACACUUCCUGGAUGCUGAGUAACCGCUUUGUCGUCGGAAUCCUGUAGCCUGCAUUACAAGCUCCCUAUAUCAGGACAUUUGAAAGUUUUUGCUUCUCAUUGGCUGGUCGUGCGAGUCAACAAAUAACAAAGAAAAUCCACCCGACAUGCGGGUGCGGUGAUUAUUCUACAGAGAGUCCGUUAUAACGCCUUACACAUCUCCAGUUACACCUCCAGUAGCUUCUUCUGGAGAAGAAGAACCUUUUUUUUCUCGUUAAGAGUGACUAUUUAACGUUUGGAGAUGAACGGAGACUGCGUGGACGCGCGACCCAAGGAAACAACAGAUGCUGGUAAGGAUGGAGCAUCAGGAUCACAGCCCAUGCAGGUUGAUGCUAAGUCUCAGGCACAUACCUUCAGAUACAGCCUGAACUACCCCAGCAUUGGCCACUGCAUUAUCAUCAACAACAAGAACUUUGAUCGCAGGACAGGCAUGAACCAACGCAAUGGCACUGAUGUAGAUGCAGGAAACGUAAUGAAUGUGUUUCGGAAGCUCGGAUACAAUGUGAAAGUCUACAAUGAUCAGACAGUUGCACAGAUUAAGCAGGUUUUAACAGCAGCGGCCCGUGACGACCACAGCCACUCUGCUUCAUUAGUGUGUGUGAUGCUCAGUCAUGGAGAUGAGGGAGUGUUUUACGGUACUGAUACUUCUGUGGAGCUCAAGUCCUUAACAAGCCUGUUCAGAGGAGACCGCUGCCCAUCACUAGUGGGAAAACCUAAACUUUUCUUCAUUCAGGCUUGUAGAGGUACAGAAUUGGAUCCUGGUGUGGAGACUGACAGCUCCGAUAAUUCUAUGAGGAUUCCUGUGGAAGCAGACUUCCUGUAUGCAUACUCUACUGCACCAGGUUAUUACUCCUGGAGAAACACCAUGACUGGCUCUUGGUUCAUUCAGUCCCUUUGUGAAAUGAUGUCAAAGUAUGGCAAAGAGCUAGAGCUCAUGCAGAUCAUGACCAGGGUCAACCAUAAAGUGGCACUCGACUUUGAGUCGACCUCCAACCAGCCCGGCUUUGACGCCAAGAAACAAAUCCCCUGCAUUGUCUCAAUGCUCACCAAAGAGAUGUACUUCACUGUUUAAAGGGACAAGGGAACUAUUAGAGCUGCACCAGCUUUUCUGUAAAUAUCACAGAUGUGUGAUAUGGAUUUAGGGUUAAGUUUAAGACUUUUUUCACAGAAGCAUUAGCUGGAUAUGCUCAGUUAGGGAUUCCUCUGUCUCAGGACUGUUUUUGUAGUUUUCAUUGGCAUUUAAAAUACUGUAUGUGAAAGCAGGCACUCAGGUUUUUGUUCACCUUGCAACUUUAUAGAAUUUUUCCUCUGGUUUUCUAAUUAAAAUCUAGUAAUGAACAAUCACCAGAGGCAGGUCAGAUUGGGAUUUUUAGAAUUACAGUAAUCAGGGACUUUAAUAGGCUAUUGCACUAGUUUGACUGUUGAAAUGGGAAUAAAAGUUGGGCAUUAGAGCAUCUUAAAUGAAAGAACCAUUGUGCUAAUUUUAGGUAAAAAGCAAAGAACAACAAUCCCAAGUGCCUGUAACUGAUGUUAAUAGACUUUGUUUCUAUUAGGAUGCAAUAAAGCAUUUUUACAGACAUGCUUGGGGUUAAGUGAAAGUGCACAAAAGUAUCUACAUGCUUUGAUAGCUUUGGAUCUAAGUUGAAGUCAAUCACUGAAAGUCACAACACUUUUUGUGAUAAUGGACUGCAUUACUACCAUGGUGCUUACUUUAAAUGUAAUCUGGAAUGCUCUUGAAUUAGUCACUUUAAGAUGAUUAUGAACAGCAUGAUAGAAUCAGUCACCCAACAAAAUUCACAUAGAAUUCUUUUAGUUGAGGUGAUGCAUGAAUCAUGUACGCAUGUGAAAAAAAAAAACCUUACUGUUAAUGUUUAUUGUACAAUCAUGUGUAUUAUAAAUAUAUGCUUUGUGCAUAAACUAGUCCUUUGUAUGUAAUUAAACAGUUCUGCGGUGCCCUG
Messenger RNA from Labeo rohita (rohu), 2045 nucleotides. RefSeq names its product caspase 3, apoptosis-related cysteine peptidase a (gene casp3a). Bases 329 to 1159 code for a protein of 276 amino acids. Lineage: Eukaryota; Metazoa; Chordata; Actinopteri; Cypriniformes; Cyprinidae. The transcript has 7 exons. Gene Ontology annotation, cellular component: cytoplasm. Gene Ontology annotation, biological process: proteolysis; positive regulation of apoptotic process; apoptotic process. The record is from RefSeq and is a predicted model, not a curated record.